This is a messenger RNA of Jaculus jaculus (lesser Egyptian jerboa), 1769 nucleotides long. It is a transcript of the gene Jaml, whose product is annotated as junction adhesion molecule like. The transcript has 12 exons. Gene Ontology annotation, molecular function: cell adhesion molecule binding. The record is from RefSeq and is a predicted model, not a curated record. Bases 311 to 1501 code for a protein of 396 amino acids. Lineage: Eukaryota; Metazoa; Chordata; Mammalia; Rodentia; Dipodidae. Gene Ontology annotation, biological process: neutrophil chemotaxis; monocyte extravasation; heterophilic cell-cell adhesion. Gene Ontology annotation, cellular component: membrane.
AGGACAGCGACUGGCAAGCUGGUGAGCUGCAGCACUUGGCAGGCAGAUCCCGAGAAGCUGAGGUGGAGGGCUGACUGCCUGCACUGCCUGUCUAUGCCACCUCAGAAGACACGUGCUUGCUUGACUUGCUUUGAACCUGACCUACUGUGCUGAUAGAAGUCCCUUCAGUAGUGUGGGAGCUGCAGCUGGGGGAGAUCUCAGUACGUUGUCUCCUGUGGGUGCUGUCAUCUUGGGCAAUGGAGCUGAGGCUUGGUAAGGCCAAGUGAGACCAAAGGGAGGAACUCCUUCAAAAGUCUGACUCUGAUUUUCCAUGUGGAGGAUUUUACUGGUUGGAAUGCAGGUUGUAAACAGCAUGUUUUACCUACUGAAACUCCUUCUGGCUUCAAUGUUACUAGAUUAUUCGCGGAGUGGGAAUGACUUCACUGUUUCCAUCCCUGAGCUAAGAGUCCCUGUGGGCGAUUCAGCUCUGUUGGGGUGCGUUUUUCAGAACCUGGAAGAGAAACGUGUGGUCAAGGUAGACUGGAUCCUCUCCCCACAGAACGAAUAUGUGUUAUAUUAUUAUGCCAACUUUAGCGUGCCUUUGAAGCGCUUCCAGAACCGUGCACACUUGGUAGGGGACCUCUUACACAAUGAUGGUUCUCUGUUCAUCCAAAACCUGCAAGAGGCGGACCAGGGGAACUACACGUGUGAAAUCCGCCGUGAAGGCGAGAGCAGAGUGUUGAAAAAGUCAGUGGUGCUACAUGUGCUCCCAGAGGAGCCUAAAGAGCUCACAAUCCAUGUGGGUGAUUCGACUAUGAUGGGAUGUGUUUUCCAGAGCACAGAAAAAAAACAGAUGACCAAGGUGGACUGGAUGUUCUCUUCAGCAGAGAAUGCCAAGGAAGAGAUUGUAUUCUACUAUGACAUCCACUCCAGCGGGUUUAGAGGGUACCCCCGGAAGCACAGCCGCUUCUGGAACCGUGUAAACCUGUUGGGAGACAUUUCCCAUAACAAUGGCUCCAUCAUGCUUCGUGGAGUGAAGAGGUCUGACCAAGGAGACUAUACCUGCAGUAUCCACCUGGGGAACCUGGUGUUCAGGAAAACCUUUGUGCUCCAUGUAAUCCAUGCAGAAGUUUCAGAAACCCCAGCAAUUGAGGUUCCAGAAACCGUUAGACCUGAGGUCCUAAAUGGAAAUCAGGUGGUGAUCAUUGUGGGGAUUGUCUGCUCCAGUCUCGUGCUGCUACCUGUUUUGAUACUGAUUGUGAAGAGGACCUCCUGGAAUAAGAGCUCAGUAAAUUCUACAGCCAUAGUGAAGAGCCUGGAGAACACAAAGAAAGUGAACCCAGAGAAACAUGUGUACUCUUCCAUAACUACACGGGAGGUGAUGGAGGAAGAGCCAAGAGGACAGUCAGAGGCCACAUACAUGACCAUGCAUCCAGUUCGGCCCUCCCUGCGGUCAGAUCCAAACAACCUUCUUGAAAAAGUGACCACUUGUAGAACUCCCCAAACAGAGCAGACUUUCUGAGAAGAAAGGGUACUUCGACUUAGUCAUGGCAGGGACUUUGUUCUUGGUGGGUCCUGAGGCACUAUACCAGUUUCGUCAGACACCCCUGCCUCCCAGCUGGCCUCAGCCUCCUUCAAAGAACCCAAGAUACUUUAGGCAUGCCCUUAAUCUCCGCAGAGAUAGGAGGAUUGCUGAGUUCAAGGCCAGCCUGAGACUACAUGGUGAAUUCCAGGUCAGGCUGGGCCCAAGAGAGACCUUACCUCUGAGGGGAAAAAACGAAACCUCAAGA